CCUGUCGCGUCUCCCGCUUCCCCGUUCUCACACUACUGCGCGACCACUGUUCCCCUCACACGUCCUCAACACUCUCGUCGCAACAGAGGACUAUGAAAUAUCGUUGUGUUGUGGAAAGUCGGAUACUGGAAGUACAGUAUUAGGUGUUAGUCAUUAGUGAAGCGUUCAGUGAAAUGUUGAUUUGUUACGAAAAAUAUUCCAGACUAGUGUCUAACUAUUGUAAGGUCCUCAUGGAGUUGUUAAGAUGAGUGGACACGACUCAGUUGGUGCAGGGUCUUGUGGGGAUUGUUGUGGGAUCUUGCCCACAGUCCACCUCCUGCACAGCCAUGGUGCACGUGUUCUGCUGACUGUAGAGCACUACAGCGGGUCCCGAGGAGUCUUGACAAGGUUGCCUUUCUAUCGAAGUUAGUUUCGAGAGGUGAAAGAUUACGCUUGUCACUAUGGCGGUGUCAGAUCAAGAGAUUGACCAGCUGUAUGCAGCGCGAUACCGUCUUGACCAACUGUUCCAGAACAGUCCUGAAUUUCAGGACAGCCUUGAGAACAGCAGUGCUGCCAAUUCCCCGUCCGGACAGUCCCGUAAAUCACAAAGAUCUGAAAAAUCUCACAGAUCUCAUAGGUCUCAUGAUCAGACCAGGACGUCCAGACAGAAAGGUGAUCAUCACUCUUCUAGACAUGACAGCGGUCAUUCUCCCAGGGGAUCACCACACCGCAGGGAAGACAGUAGAAGACACAAGCACUCGCCGGCAGCUUCAUCCCCCCGAUGGCCCCAGCAAGACGGUGUACCUAAGAGUAACAGCGGCAGCAACACGCCUAAGGACGAGACCGUCCUCGUCCGGCGACCUCAGCCCCUGAUGCAACCUGGUUUUUCCUAUUUAUACCCCAACGUUGACGGCAAUGCACCCAUCGAGAAAAUCCCAGUUCGACGCUACUCAUUCCUCGGACCAUCGACGAAGCACAUCACCGACACAGCACUACCCUUUAAAGGAAAAUUGGAAUACUUCGAUCGUCUCUCGAGGGGGUCGACGCCAGAGCCCACUACUCCGUUUUCUUAUGGUCACAAAAAGGUUAGUUCUCCCCUCAGACCAACCCCCCUCAUUCAUCAUAUCGAGAAUAAGAGCACACAACAUACAGAGGGAAAUUCCACGAGAUUCGAGCCAGCUAGACCAACGUCGCUUGCUAAGCUCCAGCUCAAACAUCCGGACUCUCUUGCGUCAAGACACAGUCAAGCUUUAGAAAGGAACAUUCAACAAUCAGGUAACACACCUAAUAGAAGCCCGGCCGAUCUCCAUGUUAUCAGAUCUGCGACUCCUCCGCAGAUGCUGUCCGAGGAAAGACUUUCACGGAAAAAUAGGAGUCCAUCAGAGCCCAGGAAAAUAGAAUCUUCACCAAGCGAGCCUUUGCCCGUUCAUCGGCGUCACUCGGCGUUGCAGUCAAGUGACAAGGAGAACAGAGGGAUAUCAUACAUGAGCCCAGUUCCAUUCGCCAAAUUGACAGUCUACAAAGACUACUUUGGGGAGGACCAGGCUAGUGACGGCACAGGUAACAUGAGUAGAAUAAGCAGCUUUGCGGAAAUAAAGAAAAAUGAACAAAUGAAUUCUAGACACCAAGAAGAUGAUGAUAUGAGUCGAAGUUUCAGCGCCUCUAUAGAAAUUGACCCUGAAACUGGGAGGAGACAUUUAGAGAGGAUGGCGAGUGGGUCCUCGGAGGGAAACUCGCCGUCAGUGUCUAAAAGUAAACUACAGCGUCAUGUAAGCAGUCCCGCCAUUCACAUUAGCCGAAAAAGUCUUGCAGUUGGUCAGUCUAAAAUCAGCGAUUCAGUGAACCAAAUUACAGACUCCAUGUCUCAGUUGAGGAGGAGCUUAAGUAAGAGAGUCGGCAGGUCAGUUAGUCGGUCUAUUAGUAAGUCUAUCAGCAGAUCUCUGGCCAAGAAGUACAAACGACAGUACAACGACGAGCUUAACGACGAUGACCAGGAGACUUCAUCACACGAGGAACAGAAAAAGAAACCAACACGACCAAGUCUCUCCGACACUUUCAGCACUUUGAAGAGGAGUCACGCAUUCAACCACAGCGGGAAGCACUACCAGAUGCUCUUUGGCGACACGGGAGACAAGGAUCAAAGAGGCGGUAAAGAUCAAGGAUCCAAAAACUUAUCAGAUAUUCAUCGAUUUUUUCAUAGUCAGGAUACCGAGGGAGACUCAAAGUCCCAGAAGUCACAUAAAUCAUCCUCGCUGCCGCACCCCAUCGACGCCUCCGUCAGGGAGGAGGUGUCCCUGCGUGAGAAACACCCCGAAAAGUUCUGGACCUUUACCACCAGUGUUGUGCUUCCUGACUAUGAACCCAAGCAAGCGUACCCGGACCACCCAGAAAGGGACUCUCUUGACGGUCACCUGCCGGGGUCCUCCCACGGCACCGGUAACCCCCCGCCACCCCCCUCCCCGCCCACCCCACCAGCCGCCUCAACUAAGCCAGGUAACGGUUUCACUAAAGGCCCUAAUGCCAAGAACAAGAAACAUAAGAAGCUGAAGAACGAGACUGAUGAGCCGCCGGCCGCUGGUGAUCUUCCGGAGAAAGAGAAGAAGAAGGACAAGCUCGAGAAGAACAAGGACAGAGACAUGGAGGCGGGAGGAGGCUACAGGCCCAAGACGGAGCCUUACACGCACCUGUGGGUGGUGAUGUCGGGGAUGUACGGGAAGUUGGUGGUGUUGCUCAUGCUCGCCUUCUGCCUCACCGAGGUUCUUGACAACAGGGUCCUCCCCUUCACCUUCCAGGGAGUCUUCCUCAUGUACCUGUAUGUGGGGUCCAUCGUGGCCAUUAUGUGCAUCUAUGUGUCGGUCAUCAUCGACAACUGUCCGUCCAUCACCGCCAGCAAGGAGAACCUCACCAAGCACGAGGAUCCAGAGGUCGGCUCCAUCACCUCCUUCGGCACUCUCAAGAGAGCACACAUCUCUCGAUCGAAAACCUCCAGGACCUCCUUCUACCUCAGAGUUGGUGCCCUAGUGUUCGGGCUGGGCACUCUUAUCUUCAACGGCCUGGAGAUCGCCAUGCACUCCACCAUGAAGAGCGAAUGUGUCAAGGACAUCGUGUUCGCCCACCCGAUCCUGCAGGCGCUCUUUACUUUCCUCCAGAUGCACUUCCUCUUCGUCAACUCGGAGGUGAUCGUUGAAAAGUUCGGGCAGGUGGCGAGGUUCGGCUUCAUGCACCUGGUGGCUACAAACAUCGCCAUCUGGAUCAGGAUGGUGGUUUGGGAGUCUGCCACUGUCUGGAUUGAGGACACUUAUGCCAACAAGCCGCUGACGGAGGUCCCAGAACAAGCGGUGCAGGUGCUGCGUCUGUACUCCUGCUUCCAGAAUAACACGCUGGGCAGGCUGUGGACCGACGCCCAACCCUACCUCUUCCCCUUCCUGGUGGAGUACAGCCUGAUAGCUGCGGCCGUCACGUACAUCAUGUGGUGUAAUGUGGGUAAAGAGAAGCUCAAGAAACUCGGCCAGAUUGGCAAGCCGGUCAUGGAGGACUCGGCCACUCUGGACAAGAGGGGUGUCAGGAAAGGUUACUGGAAGGUUGACUGCAGGUCUGCCUCCAAGGGGCUGUUUUUGGGCCUCCUCUGUCUGGUGGGUGGCGUCGUCAUCCUCAUCAUCUUCUUCGUCAUGAAGGACCAAAACGAGUUUAAAACAAAGAUGUUCUGGAUCUGCAAUGGCACCCAGAUGAUCAUUCUCUCGCUCUCAAUCAUCGGUACCAUCAUUGGAUUCUUACAAAUCCCCAAACUCUCCGUGUCUACCUCCAAGCCGCUGGAUCUGGACCGCCUUCUGCUCUCCUCAACUAUCAUCGGUGUGUAUAUCUUCGCCGUCUUCGGGAUGAUCGUAGGAGGCAUCAAUUACACCGAAUCAGAGUACCUGGCCACUUUCUGUGUCCACGCCUUGUUGCUACUGCAGGUAUCGCUGCAGGAUAUGCUGGUGGCUGAGGCGAGUCGUCGCACCUGCACCUCCCGGUACCAGAUGUUGACUAAGCCGGGCCGGCAGGUUAUCACCUUCCUAUUGUUUGCCAACAUCACCUUGUGGAUCCUAGACACGUUCAUGACGCAUACCAGCGUCUCACAACAGUUUCAGUUCGGGUUUUACGGAGUGCUGGCGUGGGGUAUCAUCUCCCGCAUAUCCCUACCUCUCCUAAUCCUUUAUCGUUUCCACUCUGCCGUUAUCCUAGUGGAGAUCUGGAAGAACACUUACAGGACCAAGGCUGACUAGGAUGCGACACCUACAGCCAGCCUAGAACUAAGCGGCCAGGCCCAUCUUAACCAUAAAGCACGAAAUAUUAAUCGUCGUGUUGUAAAAUCCCCUUUUCACAGAACACGCAUUCAUU
Molecule: messenger RNA, 4356 nt
Organism: Homarus americanus (American lobster)
Lineage: Eukaryota; Metazoa; Arthropoda; Malacostraca; Decapoda; Nephropidae
Exons: 11
Coding region: 441-4241 (1266 amino acids)
Biological process (GO): proton transmembrane transport
Cellular component (GO): membrane
Molecular function (GO): proton channel activity
Source: RefSeq, a predicted model, not a curated record